AUGGUGUCGCUUAUAGCAGCCGGUCUAAUUGGACUGGGUGCUCUCUAUAUGUGGCGUGUUAACUCGGCCAUGAAAGUAGUCCCCGAAGAGGCACAGAAACUAUCACCUCAUCGCUGGACAGUCGAAGAGAUCAAAGCAGCUUAUAAAAAGAACCUGGAAACGCCCAUCGAUGUGACCAAGAGCCUGCCCCCAAAACAAUCUCGACGGUACGUGGUAGUAGGCGGAACCGGUCUGGUUGGCGCUUGGAUAGUCUCGCAUCUCCUCACACGUGGCGAAGAUCCCAAGGCCAUUCGCAUUUUAGACCUGAUCUCCCCAGAGCAGGAUAUGCUCAAGAAAGGCGUGUGCUGGAUCAAAACCAACAUUGUCGACGAGUUCGCAGUAACAACAGCAUUCGAGGCGCCAUGGCCUGCCAAUGUUACCAACCUCGCUCUGACAGUCUACCACACUGCAGCCAUUAUCCGACCCCAAGAUCGACUCAAGAGCUUCCUACCGCUCAGCAGCAAAGUCAACAUCGAUGGAACACGGAAGGUGCUGAAUGCCGCAAGACUCGCUGGCGCCACAGCAUUUAUCUGGACAUCCUCGGGGUCCGUCGCACUGCACCAACCAACCUUCUGGAUCGCGCCGUGGGCAACCCAGCCCAAGCGUGUAGUUCAAGUGAUCAGCGACAGCACCAAGAUGCCCGAAUCCCACGACCAAUUCUUCGGCAACUACGCCGUAACAAAAGCCGAAGCAGAGCGCCUCGUCCGUGCAGCAGAUAACCCAGCAACAAAUUUCCGCACUGGCUGCAUCCGCCCUACAAACAGCGUCUAUGGCACUGGCGGCCAAGACAACAACGUUAUCACGGGCCUUUACCUCCGCAACGGAGGCAGUCCGACCUGGGCCCGCCCGAUGCUGCAAAGUUUUGUGCACGCGGAAAACGUCUCGAUCGCACACCUUUUGUACGAACAGCGUUUGAUCCAACAGAGCGAGCCUGGUUCGCAGCUCCCGAAUAUAGGUGGCCAGGCGUUCACCGUUAGCGACCCCAACCCGGCGAUUGCAUUUGAGGAUUUAUACACCUUGCUCACGACAUUGUCCAACACGCCGAUUUCGUUUCCCGAGGUGCAGCCCUUGCCGUUGUUAGUGGUUGCGUAUUUCGUUGAGAUGUACACCUUCUUGCAGUACAGAUAUCUCUCGUGGUUUCUGCCGAGGUUGUCGGGGGAUAUUGGGCGGCUUCAGCCCUCGCUGUUCUCCGUUAUCAACGUGCAUGCGUUUGCUGAUGAUUCGCGCGCGAAGCUGGCGCCUGAGUUGGGUGGAUUGGGAUAUAACCCGCCUCUGAACACUCUCGAGGGUCUGUGUCGGCGGCUUGUGGACUGGAAUACGAAGGCCGAGAGGGAGGGUUGA
This is a messenger RNA of Penicillium digitatum Pd1, 1380 nucleotides long. RefSeq names its product putative 3-beta hydroxysteroid dehydrogenase/isomerase family protein. Gene Ontology annotation, biological process: steroid biosynthetic process. The record is from RefSeq and is a predicted model, not a curated record. NCBI's taxonomy places the organism in Eukaryota, Fungi, Ascomycota, Eurotiomycetes, Eurotiales, Aspergillaceae. Gene Ontology annotation, molecular function: 3-beta-hydroxy-Delta5-steroid dehydrogenase (NAD+) activity.